Protobothrops mucrosquamatus (brown spotted pit viper) is the source of this 2906-nucleotide messenger RNA. RefSeq names its product oligophrenin 1 (gene OPHN1). Gene Ontology annotation, cellular component: cytoplasm. Gene Ontology annotation, molecular function: GTPase activator activity; protein binding. Lineage: Eukaryota; Metazoa; Chordata; Lepidosauria; Squamata; Viperidae. Bases 1 to 2439 code for a protein of 812 amino acids. Gene Ontology annotation, biological process: signal transduction. The transcript has 24 exons. The record is from RefSeq and is a predicted model, not a curated record.
AUGUCGAAGAUAGGACGCUUGUCGGAAUUCGACAUUUCUCACCCGGAGCGCUGGAACUCCUAUGUGGCCCGGGUAGAAAAUUACCUAAGGGUUAACCAGAUCCGGGAAGACGGCCUGAAAGCGGCAACCCUGCUGUGCGUCUGCAGUCAGGACACCUUUGACGUGGCCAAAAACCUGUCAGAUUAUUCCUUGGCUGUCCAGAAAUUCUCCCUGACACUCCAGUCCUUUCAGUUUGACUUCAUAGGGGACACGCUGACUGAUGAUGAAAUCAACAUUGCUGAGUCCUUUAAGGAAUUUGCUGAGUUGCUCCAAGAGGUGGAACUUGAGCGGUCCAUGAUGGUGCAAAAUGCCAGUAAUUUGUUGAUCAAGCCUCUGGAAAAAUUUCGUAAGGAGCAAAUUGGAUUCACCAAAGAAAGGAAGAAAAAGUUUGAGAAGGAUGGGGAGAAGUUUUACUCCAUGUUGGACCGCCACUUGCAUUUAUCUUCCAAGAAAAAGGAAUCUCAACUGCAAGAGGCUGAUUUGCUGGUUGAUAAAGAGCGACACAUUUUUUUUGAAUCUUCCCUGGAAUACGUGUAUCAAAUCCAAGAAGUGCAGGAGAGCAAGAAAUUCAGUAUUGUGGAGCCUGUGUUGGCUUUUCUUCAUAGCCUCUUCACUUACAACAACCUGACUGUGGAGCUCACACAAGAUUUCCUUCCAUACAAGCAACAGCUUCAGCUCAGUUUGCAAAAUACAAGGAAUCAUUUCAGCAGCACUCGUGAAGAGUUGGAAGACCUCAAGAAAAGAAUGAAAGAAGCCCCACUGACCUGCAAAUUACCUGGCAAAUCGACUAUUGAGGGAUACCUCUAUUCACAAGAAAAAUGGGCACUGGGAAUCUCCUGGGUCAAAUACUACUGCCAGUAUGAGAAGGAAACAAAGAUGUUAAGAAUGACACCCAUGGAGCAGAAACCAGGAGCAAAACAAGGCACCCCUGUCCAUUUGAUUCUGAAAUCCUGCGUGCGAAGGAAGACUGAUUCUAUAGACAAAAGAUUUUGUUUUGACAUUGAGACAGUUGAAAGAUCUGGUCCCAUCACCUUACAAGCUCCCUCAGAAGCCAACCGACGGCUCUGGAUGGAGGCCAUGGAUGGGAAGGAGCCGAUCUACCACAGUCCCAUCACCAAGCAGGAGGAAAUGGAACUGAACGAGAUCGGCUUCAGAUUUGUCCGGAAAUGCAUUAAUGCAAUAGAGACAAAUGGUGUCACCACUGAAGGGAUCUAUCGCACCGUUGGGAGCAACAUCCAAGUCCAGAAGCUCUUGAAUGCCUUUUUUGAUCCUAAGUGCCCUGGGGAUGUGGAUUUCCAGAGCAAUGACUGGGACAUCAAGACUAUUACCAGCUCCUUGAAGUUCUACCUCAGGAACCUCUCUGAACCUGUCAUGACAUACAAGCUUCACAGAGAAUUGGUCUCGGCUGCCAAGUCUGAGAACCUGGAUUACCGGCUGGGAGCCAUUCAUGCCCUGAUUUAUAAACUCCCUGACAGGAACCGAGAAAUGUCUGAGCUCCUCAUCAGGCAUCUGGUCCAUGUGUGUGAGCACAGCCGGGAGAAUCUCAUGUCCCCCUCCAACAUGGGGGUGAUCUUUGGCCCCACCCUCAUGCGUGCACAAGAGGACACGGUUGCAGCAAUGAUGAAUAUUAAGUUCCAGAACAUCGUGGUGGAGAUUCUCAUCGAGCACUUUAACAAGAUCUAUUCUGGGCCUCCUGAAGACAAUGCUGCACCCCCUAUCCCCCCUCCUCGGGUAGCCACUCGAAGACAUAAGCCCAUCACCAUUUCCAAGCGCCCUCUGAGAGAGAGACCCCUCUUCUUUGGAGGUUCUGUGGAAGAAAGUGAAGAAGAGGACAGCUGUGGCCUGACCCCGAAUGGCGUGAUUGCCACCAUCAGCCCUGAUGCUCCUAAGCCACUCCAGCGUAGCCGACUGCAGAGGCCGGGAGAACUUGAUCCAGGAAGGCCCAGCCCAGAGAACCGUGGAACUGGGGAACCCUGUGCAGAGGUGGAUGUAGGAAGGCUGGUGUCCAGGCUCCAAGAAGGAGGAGCAAAACUCUCCAGUAAAUCUGCCAACAGCAUCGUGCCAACUCCCAAUUCUCUGAAGGCCUCCAGCCUACACCCCAAGAAGCCUGCUCCAAGGCCUGCGGCUGGCUGCAAAGAAGGUGAACAUGAGAGCUUCCCCAAAGCUCGGCUGCCCGGAGAGAAGCCGGUCAUCACGCGACCUCCGAUGAGACCCCCAGAUCCUCCCUGCAAGGCUCCCCUGCCACAGAAGGUGGAGGCCAAGGCAGACUUGGUGGUGGGAACAGCAACAGAAGCCCCCUCCUCAGUAGUGGCGUCCAGGGCAAAGUUCUUCGAGACAGCCUCCUUCAGGAGAGGAAGUUCUUCCUGUCCCCAGGGCAGAUUCCCAAAUGAGGAGGGAUGAAAGGCUCCAGACUUCUGCAUGGCUGAGCCUGGACCACCCCAAAUGGAUUUGCAACCCAUGAUGUGUGCUCUAUAAAUCAGCUGUCUCCAACCUCGUCUGUGAGCAUGCCAUUGUGAACAUCUUGCAUUGCUACAAGAGAAGCAAAGACAUUCUUGGGGGGACAAUAGUUCCACCUGCUGCUGUAAGUGUUCAAAAAGACAGAGCAACAAUUGGGCCUUUUGCUCCUUCUCUAUCACUCCGAGCUCCUCCUACUCAUCUCCAGAAAGUGCUGCUUUCUCCUUUGCUAGCGGUUGACCUGGAACAGCCAAGGGGCACAUUGGGUGGUGAGAUACAUCCAUCACGACGGGACUCUUACGGGGUCCUUCUCAAAGAGUUGCUACCUGGGUCUAGGAACUGGGCUGCAAGCAGCUUCUCUGCCUCAGAAGGUUUCUGACUGGGUGGCUUCAAAUGUGUCACGUUUUGUUAUU